Messenger RNA from Zophobas morio, 1077 nucleotides. Its product is annotated as phospholipid scramblase 1-like. Gene Ontology annotation, biological process: plasma membrane phospholipid scrambling. Gene Ontology annotation, cellular component: plasma membrane. NCBI's taxonomy places the organism in Eukaryota, Metazoa, Arthropoda, Insecta, Coleoptera, Tenebrionidae. Gene Ontology annotation, molecular function: phospholipid scramblase activity. The record is from RefSeq and is a predicted model, not a curated record. The transcript is spliced from 6 exons. The coding region runs from base 105 to 1007 and encodes 300 amino acids.
UGCGUCAAAUAUAUUAACACUUGAUGAAGAUGAAAUGAUUAACAAGUCUAUUUAAACGUUAAAGUGCAAUAAAAAGUUAGCAACAAGAAAUACCAAGAGUGAAGAUGAAUAAAGAAGUUCAGAACCAAUCUGGGAAUCUGGAAGGGUAUUCAGCAUCGGUGCCUCCAGGACUUCCACAACCGCCCCCUCCUUACACAGUUUCAACAAUUGAUCCAGUUGUUGCUCAGCCUCGUGCAGCUGAUCAAAAUGCAGUUUUACCAGGAAGUUGGGGACCUGUGCCUCCAACUGUGCCAACAUCUGCCUCUAUACCCAUACCUCUAGUACCAGUACCUCCUACAAACAGCCCCCAAGGCCUACAGUACCUCUCUUUAGUCGACCAGCUGCUAGUCCACCAACAAGUCGAACUUCUCGAAGUCAUCACGGGCUUUGAAACCGAAAACAAAUACCAAAUCAAAAACAGUUUAGGCCAACAGGUAUAUUUCGCCGCCGAAGAUUCCGAUUUCUGCACCAGAAACUGUUGCGGCCCUUUGCGUCCCUUCGACAUGAAAAUUUUCGACAAUUACAAAAACGAAGUGAUCCAUUUCUACCGACCUCUAGCUUGUCAGGCCUGUUGUUACCCGUGCUGUUUACAGACCAUUGAAGUCUCUGCGCCUCCAGGGAACCCAAUCGGGUCGGUUGAGCAAGAAUGGAGUAUUUUUUAUCCAACUUUUGCUGUCAAAAACGCGAAUGGGGAUACAGUGUUGAGAAUCGAAGGACCCUUUUUCACUUGUAGCUGUGGCAAUGAUGUUAAUUUUAGAAUUACGUCUGGUGAUGGUAGUGAAGAAAUUGGGAAAAUUACGAAGCAGUGGUCUGGAUGGGUGAGGGAAGCGUUUACUGACGCUGAUUUUUUUGGAAUUACUUUUCCCAUGGAUUUGGAUGUGAAGAUGAAGACCGUGCUUCUGGGCGGUUUGUUUUUAAUUGAUAUGAUGUUUUAUGAGACGAAACAGAAUAAUAAUCGCAGAAGAUAAAAUUACUGUGUUUAACUGUAUACCAACCAUCAUGUGUUUAAUAAAAUGUUCUUGUAUUUUUAUUUUUUCA